Molecule: messenger RNA, 3085 nt
Organism: Manis javanica (Malayan pangolin)
Lineage: Eukaryota; Metazoa; Chordata; Mammalia; Pholidota; Manidae
Gene: EGR1
Product: early growth response 1
Biological process (GO): regulation of transcription by RNA polymerase II
Molecular function (GO): RNA polymerase II cis-regulatory region sequence-specific DNA binding; DNA-binding transcription factor activity, RNA polymerase II-specific
Source: RefSeq, a predicted model, not a curated record
AUCCCAGCGCGCAGAACUCGGGGAGCCGCCGCCAGCUGCCGCCGCCGCCGCCGCCAGCUGCCGCCGCCGCAGGACCUGCCCCUACCCCAACCUGGGUUGCAGCGUCGCGUCCACACCGGCCGGCGGCGAAGGCGAGCCUGGGGACCCUACCUGCGCUCUCCACAGUGUGCCCCGCGCCCCGCAUGUGACCCGGCAAGGCCCCCGAGAGUGUCCCCCCACAGCUCCGGCGCCGGGCUGCGCCUAUCCGCCCCAACACGAGCUCUCCAGCCUGUGUGCCUGGGAUGGCCGCAGCCAAGGCCGAGAUGCAGCUGAUGUCCCCGCUGCAGAUCUCCGACCCCUUCGGUUCCUUUCCUCACUCGCCCACCAUGGACAACUACCCCAAACUGGAGGAGAUGAUGCUGCUGAGCAACGGGGCUCCCCAGUUCCUCGGUGCCACCGGAGCCUCGGAGGGCGGCGGCGGUACCAGCAGCAACGGCGGGGGCGGUGGAGGUGGAGGAGGCGGCAGCCACGGCAGCGGCGCCUUCAACUCUCAGGGGGAGGCGGGCGAGCAGCCCUACGAGCAUCUGACCGCAGAGUCUUUUCCUGACAUCUCUCUGAAUAACGAGAAGGUUCUGGUGGAGACGAGUUACCCCAGCCAAACCACUCGGCUGCCCCCCAUCACCUACACGGGCCGCUUCUCUCUUGAGCCUGCACCCAACAGUGGCAACACCUUGUGGCCUGAGCCUCUCUUCAGCCUGGUCAGCGGCCUUGUGAGCAUGACCAACCCACCUGCCACCUCGUCCUCAGCACCGUCUCCAGCGGCCUCCGCCGCCUCCUCUGCCUCCCAGAGCCCACCCCUGAGCUGCGCGGUGCAGUCCAACGAGAGCAGCCCCAUAUACUCCGCAGCACCCACCUUCCCCACACCCAACACCGACAUCUUCCCGGAGCCCCAAAGCCAGGCGUUUCCCGGCUCAGCAGGCACCGCGCUCCAGUACCCGCCUCCUGCCUACCCUGCUGCCAAGAGUGGCUUCCAAGUCCCCAUGAUCCCUGACUACCUGUUUCCCCAGCAGCAGGGGGACCUGGGCCUGGGCACCGCAGACCAGAAGCCCUUCCAGGGCUUGGAGAGCCGUGCCCAGCAGCCUUCCCUCACGCCGCUCUCUACCAUCAAGGCCUUUGCCACACAGUCAGGCUCCCAGGACCUGAAGGCCCUCAACACCACCUACCAGUCCCAGCUCAUCAAACCCAGCCGCAUGCGCAAGUACCCCAACCGGCCCAGCAAGACGCCGCCCCACGAGCGCCCCUACGCCUGCCCCGUGGAGUCCUGUGACCGACGCUUCUCCCGCUCCGAUGAACUCACCCGCCACAUCCGCAUCCACACGGGCCAGAAGCCCUUCCAGUGUCGCAUCUGCAUGCGCAACUUCAGCCGCAGUGACCAUCUCACCACCCACAUCCGCACGCACACCGGCGAGAAGCCCUUCGCCUGCGACAUCUGCGGGAGAAAGUUUGCCAGGAGCGACGAGCGCAAGAGGCACACCAAGAUUCACUUGCGGCAGAAGGACAAAAAAGCGGACAAAGCUGUGGUGGCCUCUCCCACCACCUCGUCCCUCCCUUCCUACCCAUCCCCGGUGGCCACCUCGUACCCGUCCCCAGCCACCACCUCGUACCCGUCCCCUGUGCCCACCUCCUACUCCUCUCCUGGCUCCUCGACCUACCCGUCCCCUGUGCACAGCGGCUUCCCCUCGCCCUCGGUGGCCGCCACGUACUCCUCGGUCCCCCCUGCCUUCCCAGCGCAGGUCAGCAGCUUCCCUUCCUCAGCUGUCCCCAACUCCUUCAGCGCCUCCACAGGGCUCUCGGACAUGUCGACCACCUUUUCUCCCAGGACGAUUGAAAUUUGCUAAAGGGAAGGAGGAAGAAAGGGAAACUGGAGAAAAAGAAACCUGAGAGACAGACGACAGGGCGAGGAGACGGCCAUGGGAGGGAGAUCCUCCUCGGUCAGAUGGAGAUUCUCAAAGCCCCUUCCUCCCCCUGCUCGGCCCCAGGGUCGGUGUGGAAGGCCUGUUGGCCAGCGAUCCUUUCUGCCCACUUCCCCUUCCUCCCCGGUUCCUACUACCUUUGACUUCAGCUGCCUGGAACAGCCAUGUCCAAGUUCUCCACCUCCAGCCAAAGAACUUGACUUGCAUGGAAUUGGAUGUAUCAUUCAGUAUCAUCUCCAUCGUCUGCCUGACCCUCGAUCCCUUCAGUACUCGAAAGCCGAGUUGGCAAAACGGGGUUUGGGUUCUUCAGAGCCCAGCCCUGCACCCUUGUACAGUGUCUGUGCCACGGAUUUUGUUUUUCUUGGGGUACUCUUGAUGUGAAGAUAAUUUGCAUAUUCUAUUGUAUUAUUUGGAGUUAGGUCCUUACUUUGGGGGGGCGGUGAAGAAAAGCCAAGCAAACCAAUGGUGAUCCUUUAUUUUGUGAUGAUGCUGUGAUUAAGUUUGAAGCUUUUUUUGAAACAGCAGUCCUCGGUAUUUCAGAGCAUGUGUUAGAGUGAUGUUCCGUUAACCUUUUUGUAAAUACUGCCUGACUAUACUCUCACAUGUGCCAAAAUAUGGUUUGGUUUUUCUUUUUUUUGAAAGUUUUUUCUUCAUCUUUUUGGUUUAAAAAGUUUUCACGUCUUGGUGCCUUUUGUGUGAUGCACCUUGCUCUGAUGGCUUGACAUGUGCAAUCGUGAGGGAUGUGCUCACCCCUAGCCUUAAAAGGGGGGCAAGGAGUGAUGACUCGGGAGAGGCUUUGGGAGGGAACUAAGGGAGAGGGCUAAGCCGAGUCUUGGUUCUCCAGGAUGUAAGAACACAAAAUCUAAAACAAUCUGAACUCUCAGAAGUCUAUUUUUUUAACUGAAAAUGUAAAUUUAUAAAUAUAUUCAGGAGUUGGAAUGUUGUAGUUACCUACUGAGUAGGCGGCGAUUUUUGUAUGUUAUGAACAUGCCGUUCAUUAUUUUGUGGUUUUAUUUUACUUUGUGUUUGCUUAAACAAAGUGACUGUUUGGCUUAUAAACACAUUGAAUGCGCUUUAUUGCCCAUGGGAUAUGUGGUGUAUAUCCUUCAGAAAAAUUAAAAGGAAAAUAAAUA